Paramecium pentaurelia is the source of this 2335-nucleotide messenger RNA. The record is from the annotation of a GenBank genome assembly. Lineage: Eukaryota; Ciliophora; Oligohymenophorea; Peniculida; Parameciidae.
AUGAUAAUUUGCCCCAAUCACAUUGGAAAUCCUAUAGCAUUUGUAUGUAUAGCUCCUCACAAUUGUAUGUGUCAAAGAAAAAUUUGUGCUGAAUGCCAGUAUGAACAUGAAGUAGAUUUGAAAUAGACAGUUCCAAUAAGGAUAUUUCAAAAAUUAGCUAUUCAGAAAUUAAAAGACUCAAAACUUGAUGAGACUAUCAAGUUAACCUAAUAGAGAACUGAUUUUAAAUUCUUGGUCUCUCAAACCGAAUCAAUGCUGAAGACAAUUUGGGAAGAAUUAUCAAAAUCUAUCAAAUAAAUACAUGAUUGGAUUGAACAGGAAUAAUAAUCAUUAGUUAAUCUCAUUAACGAAGAUAUCAAUCUAGCUGAAACCUCCGCCACGGACUUAGAAAAAAUAGUAAAUAUUGUAGAAGGAACAAUUAUAAAUGAUGGAAUGCUUAGAAGAAUUUUUAUCUGAAGGAGUUAGAUAAGAUCAAGAGUCGGUGGAACCAUCACAGUAAGGCUUUUAUUGAAAAGUAGAAGGAAGGAAUCCAAUAGAUUCAAUCUAUAAUUUAGUAAAUAUUUAAAUCAUAUUUCUAGGAUUCAAUCUAAUGAAGAAGAGGAAGAGAGCAAAGUUUAUUAAAUGAAAGAAGAUCUUUAUGAAAUGCUAAUCUGUGUCCAGGAUAUCAAUGACUCAUUAUAUAAGAAAAUUCUAGAAAUACUGAGGAGAGAUAAUGUUUCAGACAUCCUUGAAUUCAUUUCGAGUACAAAUAAUCAACACUUUUAUGAAUCUUUGAUCAACAAGCAUGACAAUAUAAGCAAUAUAAGAAAGAAAAUAAAGAAAAUCAUGAAUGUGUUGAGAAAUAUUCAGGAUCAUAAAUUUAAUAAGGAUGACUAUUCUUCAGUGACUUAUAAAAAUGAAAAAUAAGAUCUCAUUAAGAGAAUUGUGGAUAAGAAGGGGAUCAUAGAUUUCCUCAAGUUUAUAGUUAAAAUUACAUGUGGAUCAAAUGGACUUAGUUUAUUAGUGGCUAUGAAGGUAGAUCUCAGGAACCAAUCUUUUGAGAAUAUCAGGAUAAAGGAUGCUUCUUUGAUUGGAGGUAACUUUGUGCGAUGCAACUUAAGUGGGUCAAAAUUUGAUAAUAUAGAUAUAAGUGGUUUGAACUUAUCUGGUGCUAAGAUGUUUAACUGUAAAUGGAAAAAUAUUAAGAUCCAUGAGGUAAAUAAGUUGGAUGGUCAUAGUAGUAGUGUAAGAUCAGCAUGUAUCUCUCCUGAUGGAAAUACAUUAGCAUCUGGUAGUAAUGAUAAGUCUAUCCGUCUAUGGGAUGUCAAAACAGGAUAAUAAUAAGCCAAAUUAGAUGGUCAUGAGAAUUGGGUAGCAUCAGUCUGUUUCUCACCUGAUGGAAAUACAUUAGCUUCUGGUAGUUAUGAUAACUCUAUCCGUCUAUGGGAUGUCAAAACAUUAAAGGAAAUAGACUUAAUAAAUACUCUUUAUAAAGAUAUAUUUACCUAGUUUUAAAUACCACUUAUGAAUAGCUCAUUAUUACCAAAUAGUAUUUGUUAUUUACUAUUAUUUAGUUGAUCCAGAUCGUACAAUACUUCGAAUUUGUUAGAAUCCUUUAUUAGAAGCAUCAGGUACACUUAUUUUAAAAGGAGAAUUUAUAAGCCAUUAAGGAAAAGAUUUGAAACCUUUAUUUAAAUCUAAAGGAAGUUGCUUUUUAGAAGACUUAAAGCAAAAAUAAUUUAUCAACAACAAUUAUAAUCAAUAUCCAAUAUUUUUGUUAAUUAUUUCUUUAUCAGAUUCUACUCAUCAUCUUCACUGCUUAAGAUAGGUAAGCAAAUAUUUUCCAUACAUUUAUUCUAUUUAAUUUAAUGUACACCUCCUUUACUUAAAUACUAUUCAUAUAUAUAUGGUCAGUUUAGCGUAGGGAAUAUUUAUGGGGAUAUAAUAAAAACUGUUCUCAGGUAAUAUUUAAAGAAAUUAAAAUUUUAAUAAUACCACAUUAAAUUAAUAAUCUAAACAGAGAAUAGUAAGCACAAUGAAGAGAUUAAAAUAAAGAGUGAUAUAAUUACUUAAAGAAAACUAAUUUAACACAAUAUUCUUGUAUAAAUCAUUUAAGAUAUUAUAUGAUAGAUUUACUGAAUUUAUUUCUGCUAAUAAGCAGGAUUAGUCUUAAAAAUUAUUAUUAAUAAUUUUGUAAAAGUAGUUUUUUAAAAUAGAUACAAUUAAUAACAAAGAUCAAAAAAAAAGAUACUUAAAGAAUUAAAAAAUAAAGCCAAUCUUAGAAGUAUUUUAAAGUAUAACAAAGUUAAAUCAAUUACAUUGGAUGAUUGUUUCAAUAAUUCUACUCUAUUCUUGA